AUGCCAGAUGACGAUAAUGAAUACAACGUAUACAAGGAUAUGCAGAUGGACAAGCACGGUAACCCAAUCAUAACCAUAAAAUUGAUACCGAUUGAAGACAAAGAUCAGGCAGAUCGGUCUUACAACUGGGCAAGUACUAAGAGUAAUGCUCAAGCUUCGAGUGAUAACAAUGACGAAUAUGGAGGCCAGUUGACUGAUGAAAACGGCAAUGCCUAUUGGAGAUCAGCUUCAAAUUCGAAAGCUGAUGCAGAGAGUGAUAGCAAUGCUUUCAGUCUUAAUUCUGAUAACAAAGACCAGUCAGGUCAGUCUUAUAACUGGGCAAGUUCUAAAAAUAAUGCCCAAGCUUCAAGCGAUACCAGUGAAGAAUAUGGAGGCCAGUUGACUAAUAAAAACGGCAAUGCCUAUUGGAAAUCAGAUUCAAAUUCGAAUGCUAAUGCUGAGAGUGACAGCAAUGCUUUCAAUUUUAAUUCUAAUAACAAAGACCAGUCAGGUCAGUCUUACAACUGGGCAAGUUCUAAAAACAAUGCCCAAGCAUCGAGCGAUAACAGUGAAGAAUAUGGAGGCCAGUUGACUACUAAAAACGGCAAUGCCUAUUGGAAAUCAGAUUCAAAUUCGAAUGCCAAUGCUGAGAGUAACAGCAAUGCUUUCAAUUUUAAUUCUGAAAAUAAAGGUCAAGGUUCAUUGAGUGGACAAGCCUAUUGGGCUAAUGCUAAUAGUGAUGCGGAAAGCAGCAGUAGCAACGAAUAUGUUGAUGCAUCUAUUAAUAAAAACAAUAAUGCUUACUACAAGUCAUCAUCGAAUUCAAAGGCAGCAUCUGCGAGUGCUAAUAAUGCGUUCAGUUAUAAUUCUGGCUUCCAAAAUGGUAACCAACCACUUCCAAGUGUACCUCUGCCAAAACUAAAAGCACAACCACCAAAAUCAAAAAAAAGGUCACCAUUUUUGCCUACUAAAAGGUUCCCAUCAUUCUACCCUCCCACUCCAUAUAUCCCACCCUCUGUUUACCCAGCACCAGUGAUCCCAUACAGCCAGCCAGCAUAUGUUCUUCAAAGCGGAAACUAUCCUGGCUAUCCCAUAUACCAUCCAACUGACGAUGACAAUUAUGCAUAUGGGUCGCCCAGUGAAUAUCCAGGUGAGCCCUACCCUAUACCAGUGUACCCACCAUUCCCAAGAGGAAUUCCCAACAAAAAACCAAGGCAUCCUACAGCACCAAUCGCAAGCAGUUGGAGCCAACAUGGUAUCGGAGCUGGAGCUUAUGCUGGUCAUCAAGGCCGCCCCUCCCAUCCAAAUAAUAGACCCCCGGUGGGUCCACGAAGAGGACCACCAAAAAGACCACAACACCCAGGAUCAAAUGGCCCACAAUAUGGUAUUGGAUCAGGUCCACAAUCACCCAGUAUCUCUCCACCAGUACCAGUCCCAGACAAACAACCAGUAUUUGGCAACCCACUACAACAGCCAGGCAUCCCACAGCUACAACCAGGCAAUCCACAGCACCAACCUGGUAAACCACCAGUAUCAGGCAGUCCUCAGCAAUCAGGCUAUCCACAACAACCACAGCAAGCAUACCCACCAAGCUCUCCGAAAUCACCUGGUUCCUUAAGCUCCAGUCAGGCUACUGGUGGAAGCAAUUCUUACGGUUAUAAUUAUGGAAAUGGUCAAAGCCAUUCAGGCAGCUCGAGUCAAAACGGGGCUCAGUCAUAUUCUUCAUCAAGUCCCCAGGCACCUGUGAGCUCACAGCCACGACCAGGCAACUCACCAUCUUCAGACAGCCAACAACAACCUGGCAAUUUACCAUCUCCAGGCAGCCCACCAACCUCCUCUCCUCAAGAAAUAAUCAAUCCACAGCCACAAACAGGCAACUCACCAUCUAGCCCACAUCAACAACAACCUGGCAAAUCACCAUCUUCGAGCAGCUCACAGCCUCAACCAGACUCUUCACAACCACAAAACCCAGGCAAUUCGCUACCUUCAGGCAACUCACAGCCACAACCGGGCAAGCCACCAUCGUCAGAUAUCCCACAACAACAACCAGACUCUUCCGAACAACAAACAAAUCCACUAAAACCACAACAGGGAUAUCCACCAGUUGGAAUCCGACAGCCACAAACAGGCAACUCACCAUCUAGUCCAGGGCAACAACAACCUGGCAAUUUACCAUCUCCAGGCAGCCCACAACCCUCCUCUUCUCAAGAAAUAACCAAUCCACAGCCACAACCAGGCAACUCACCGUCUAGCCCACAUCAACAACAACCUGGCAAAUCACCAUCUUCGAGCAACUCACAGCCUAAACCAGACUCUUCACAACCACAAAACCCAGGCAAUUCGCUACCUUCAGGCAACUCACAGCCACAACCGGGCAAGCCACCAUCGUCAGAUAUCCCACAACAACAACCAGGCUCUGCCCAACAACCAACCAAUUCACAACAACCACAACAGGGAUAUCCAUCAGUUGGAAGCUCACAGCCACAAACAGGCAACUCACCAUCUAGUCCACAGCAUCAACAACCUGGCAAUUUACCCACUCCAGGCAGCCCACCAACCUCCUCUCCUCAAGAAAUAACCAAUCCACAGCCACACCCAGGCAACUCACCGUCUAGCCCACAUCAACAACAACCUGGCAAUUCGCCAUCUUCGAGCAACUCACAGCCUAAGCCAGACUCUUCUCAACCACAAAACCCAGGCAAUUCGCUACCAUCUGGCAGCUCACAGCCACAACCGGGCAAGCUACCAUCGUCAGAUAUCCCACCACAACAACCAGGCUCUGCCCGACCACCAACCAAUCCACAACAAUUACAACAGGUAUACCCAUCAGACAACCAACAAUUACCUAGCACCUCAAGCUCCAGUCAGUCUUAUGGUGGAAGCAAUGCUUAUGGCUAUACUUCUGGCAAUGGUGAAAGCUCUUCCAGCAGCUGGAAUCAAAAUGGCGCCCAAUCAUACUCUUCUUCAAGUCCCCAGGCACCUGUGAGCUCACAACCACGACCAGGAGGCAACUCGCCAUCUUCAGACAGCCUACAACAACCUGGCAAUUUACCCUCUCCAGGCAGCCCACCAACCUCCUCUCCUCAAGAAAUAAUCAUGCCACAGCCACAAACAGGCAACUCACCGUCUAGCCCACAUCAACAACAACCUGGUAAAUCACCAACUUCGAGCAGCUCACAGCCACAACCAGACUUUUCACAACCACAAAACCCAGGCAAUUCGCUACCUUCAGGCAACUCACAGCCACAACCGGGCAAGCCACCAUCGUCAGAUAUCCCACAACAACAACCAGGCUCUGCCCAACAACCAACCAAUUCACAACAACCACAACAGGGAUAUCCACCAGUUGGAAGCUCACAGCCACAAACAGGCAACUCACCAUCUAGUCCACAGCAACAACAACCUGGCAAUUUACCCUCUCCAGGCAGCCCACCAACCUCCUCUCCUCAAGAAAUAACCAAUCCAAAGCCACACCCAGGCAACUCACCGUCUAGCCCACAUCAACAACAACCUGGCAAUUCGCCAUCUUCGAGCAACUCACAGCCUAAGCCAGACUCUUCACAACCACAAAACACAGGCAAUUCGCUACCCUCUGGCAGCUCACAGCCACAACCGGGCAAGCCACCAUCGUCAGAUAUCCCACAACAACAACCAGGCUCUGCCCAACAACCAACCAAUUCACAACAACCACAACAGGGAUAUCCAUCAGUUGGAAGCUCACAUCCACAAACAGGCAACUCACCAUCUAGUCCACAGCAUCAACAACCUGGCAAUUUACCCACUCCAGGCAGCCCACCAACCUCCUCUCCUCAAGAAAUAACCAAUCCACAGCCACACCCAGGCAACUCACCGUCUAGCCCACAUCAACAACAACCUGGCAAUUCGCCAUCUUCGAGCAACUCACAGCCUAAGCCAGACUCUUCUCAACCACAAAACCCAGGCAAUUCGCUACCAUCUGGCAGCUCACAGCCACAACCGGGCAAGCUACCAUCGUCAGAUAUCCCACAACAUCAACCAGGCUCUGCCCAACCACCAACCAAUCCACAACAAUUACAACAGGCAUACCCAUCAGACAACCAACAAUUACCUAGCACCUCAAGCUCCAGUCAGUCUUAUGGUGGAAGCAAUGCUUAUGGCUAUACUUCUGGCAAUGGUGAAAGCUCUUCCAGCAGCUGGAAUCAAAAUGGCGCCCAAUCAUACUCUUCUUCAAGUCCCCAGGCACCUGUGAGCUCACAGCCACGACCAGGCAACUCGCCAUCUUCAGACAGCCUACAACAACCUGGCAAUUUACCCUCUCCAGGCAGCCCACCAACCUCCUCUCCUCAAGAAAUAAUGAAGCCACAGCCACAAACAGGCAACUCACCGUCUAGCCCACAUCAACAACAACCUGGCAAAUCACCAUCUUCGAGCAGCUCACAGCCUCAACCAGACUCUUCACAACCACAAAACCCAGGCAAUUCGCUACCUUCAGGCAACUCACAGCCACAACCGGGCAAGCCACCAUCGUCAGAUAUCCCACAACAACAACCAGGCUCUGCCCAACAACCAACCAAUUCACAACAACCACAACAGGGAUAUCCACCAGUUGGAAGCUCACAGCCACAAACAGGCAACUCACCAUCUAGUCCACAGCAACAACAACCUGGCAAUUUACCCUCUCCAGGCAGCCCACCAACCUCCUCUCCUCAAGAAAUAACCAAUCCACAGCCACACCCAGGCAACUCACCGUCUAGCCCACAUCAACAACAACCUGGCAAUUCGCCAUCUUCGAGCAACUCACAGCCUAAGCCAGACUCUUCACAACCACAAAACAAAGGCAAUUCGCUACCUUCAGGCAGCUCACAGCCACAACCAGACUCUUCACAACCACAAAACCCAGGCAAUUCGCUACCCUCUGGCAGCUCACAGCCACAACCGGGCAAGCCACCAUCGUCAGAUAUCCCACAACAUCAACCAGGCUCUGCCCAACCACCAACCAAUCCACAACAAUUACAACAGGUAUACCCAUCAGAAAACCAACAACUACCUAGCACCUCAAGCUCCAGUCAGUCUUAUGGUGGAAGCAAUGCUUAUGGCUAUACUUCUGGCAAUGGUGAAAGCUCUUCCAGCAGCUGGAAUCAAAAUGGCGCCCAAUCAUACUCUUCUUCAAGUCCCCAGGCACCUAUGAGCUCACAACCACGACCAGGCAACUCGCCAUCUUCAGACAGCCAACAACAACCUGGCAAUUUACCAUCUCCAGGCAGCCCACCAACCUCCUCUCCUCAAGAAAUAAUCAAUCCACAGCCACAAUCAGGCAACUCACCGUCUAGCCCACAUCAACAAGAACCUGGCAAAUCACCAUCUUCGAGCAGCUCACAGCCUCAACCAGACUCUUCAAAACCACAAAACCCAGGCAAUUCGCUACCUUCAGGCAACUCACAGACACAACCGGGCAAGCCACCAUCGUCAGAUAUCCCACAACAACAACCAGGCUCUGCCCAACAACCAACCAAUUCACAACAACCACAACAGGGAUAUCCACCAGUUGGAAGCUCACAGCCACAAACAGGCAACUCACCAUCUAGUCCACAGCAACAACAACCUGGCAAUUUACCCUCUCCAGGCAGCCCACCAACCUCCUCUCCUCAAGAAAUAAUCAAUCCACAGCCACAAACAGGCAACUCACCGUCUAGCCCACAUCAACAACAACCUGGCAAUUCGCCAUCUUCGAGCAACUCACAGCCUCAACCAGACUCUUCACAACCACAAAACCCAGGCAAUUCGCUACCUUCAGGCAGCUCACAGCCACAACCAGACUCUGCACAACCACAAAACCCAGGCAAUUCGCUACCUUCUGGCAGCUCACAGCCACAACCGGGCAAGCCACCAUCGUCAGAUAUCCCACAACAACAACCAGACUCUUCCGAACAACAAACAAAUCCACUACAACCGCAACAGGGAUAUCCUCCAGUUGGAAGCUCACAGCCACAAACAGGCUACUCACCAUCUAGUUCAGAGCAACCUGGCAAUUUACCAUCUCCAGGCAACCCACAACCCUCUUCUCCUCAAGAAAUAACCAAUCCACAACCACAACCAGGCAACUCACCGUCUAGCCCACAUCAACAACAACCUGGCAAUUCGCCAUCUUCGAGCAACUCACAGCCUCAACCAGACUCUUCACAACCACAAAACCCAGGCAAUUCGCUACCUUCAGGCAGCUCACAGCCACAACCAGACUCUGCACAACCACAAAACCCAGGCAAUUCGCUACCUUCUGGCAGCUCACAACCACAACCGGGCAAGCCACCAUCGUCAGAUAUCCCACAACAACAACCAGACUCUUCCGAACAACAAACAAAUCCACUACAACCACAACAGGGAUAUCCACCAGUUGGAAGCUCACAGCCACAAACAGGCAACUCACCAUCUAGUUCAGAGCAACAACAACCUGGCAAUUUACCAUCUCCAGGCAGCCCACAACCCUCUUCUCCUCAAGAAAUACCCAAUCCACAGCCACAACCAGGCAACUUAUCGUCUAGCCCACAUCAACAACAACCUGGCAAUUCGCCAUCUUCGAGCAACUCACAGCCUCAACCAGACUCUUCACAACCACAAAACCCAGGCAAUUCACUACCUUUAGGCAGUUUACAGCCACAACCGGGCAAGCCACUAUCAUCAGAUAUCCCACAACAACAACCAGGCUCUGCCAAACAACCAACCAAUCUACAACAACCACAACAAGGAUAUCCACCAGUUGGAAGCCCACAGCCACAAACAAGCAACUCACCAUCUAGCCCAGAGCAACAAAAACCUGGCAAUUUACCAUCUCCAGGCAGCCCACCAACCUCCUCUCCUCAAGAAAUUACCAAUCCACAGCCACAACCAGGCAAUUCACCGUCUAGCCCACAUCAUCAACAACCUGGCAAUUCACCAUCUUCGAGCAACUCACAGCCUCAACCGGACUCUUCACAACCACAAAACCCAGGCAAUACGCUACCUUCAGGCAGCUCACAGCCACAACCGGGCAAGCUACCAUCGUCAGAUAUCCCACAACAACAACCAGACUCUUCCGAACAACAAACCAAUCCACUACAACCACAACAGGGACACCCACCAGUUGGAAGCCCACAGCCACAAACAGGAAACACACCAUCUACUCCACAGCAACAACAAUCUGGCAAUUUACCACCACCGAGCAACCUACAACAACAACCAGGCUCUCCACAACAACAAAAACCUGGUAAUUCCCCAUCAUCAGGCAGCCAAGAGCCACAAGGCAUACCUAAGAAACCAUGUCGUGUUGGUGCUCCAAAACCAGGAGUUGGAAGCGGACUCAUACCCGGACCAGGAUUUUACCAUGAAUUCCCUCCAAAGACACGCACUUGCGUGUGCUUUAACAGCUACAGUGAUAUGCCCGCCGUUCUCCGAAACCAGUUCCAAUUUUAU
Brenthis ino (lesser marbled fritillary) is the source of this 7404-nucleotide messenger RNA. NCBI's taxonomy places the organism in Eukaryota, Metazoa, Arthropoda, Insecta, Lepidoptera, Nymphalidae. The record is from the annotation of a GenBank genome assembly.